Molecule: messenger RNA, 450 nt
Organism: Anopheles darlingi
Lineage: Eukaryota; Metazoa; Arthropoda; Insecta; Diptera; Culicidae
Exons: 3
Coding region: 1-450 (149 amino acids)
Source: RefSeq, a predicted model, not a curated record
AUGAGCCCACUGCUAGUUGGUAUGUAUUUUGGGCGGAAGAAACCGCCGUGCACCUUUCUACGUCAAUUCGUGGAUGAGUUGAACCAUCUCUCCACUGGAUCGAUGAUUUGUGGAAAGAUGCGGGCGGUUUUUCUGCGUAAAAUAAUAGCUGAUAUGGAGGCGCAGUACAUCAUCACCGGGACAGUUGCGCCCUGCGGCAGCUCGGGAUGCCGCUGGUGUGAUGCACGCCGUGCAAAGAAAGGUGGAUCAUAUCCGAUAUAUGCCGGCAACUACCGAACCAACGUCCAGUUCCGCAGUUUGGUUUAUGCAGGGCACUACCGCUGCAAAAAGAACAAAGCAAGGAAAGCCACAUCGUCCGUGCUAAGGUCACCUUUGGUUGACUUAGACUACGAUGUGGUUUACGAGGUGCUAUUGUGCGACCCGCUGCACAACCUGCAUAAGGGGAUAUAA